AUGUUGAAAACUUAUUUUCCUAUAGCUCUUCUUGUGCUUGUUAAAGUGCUUCUUGCUCUUGCAGAUAAAGAUUAUUACUGGAGAGACUACGACGGAACAAUUCCUGAAGAUGCCGUGAUUGGAGGUCGCGACAAUAACAAUAAAAAUAUCUACAUAGGUCAAGCUUACAUCAAAGACAAAGGUUUAGUUGUCGUGCAGAUAGACCAAGGCAAAAGGAGCGUGUACGCAGAAAUGGACGGCAUACAACUAGUGGAUCAAAAUAUUAAAAUUUUAUGUGGUCCUUCGUAUCAAUUUUACUGGAUACCAUCAAACCUUAGUAAGCUUCAUACAGAUGUAAAAGAGAAAGUGUUAGUGGUUGGUGGUCACGAGGACGCAGCGAAAAGAUAUUUUGUGGGGAGAAUUAACUGCGCCGAUGGGUUUUGCAUUGGAAAAGUUCUCGAGCAGGGUUAUCAAGACAGAUCCGUCUUUUACGGAGUGGAUAGGAGUGGACAUCAGCUGAAGACCGAUUCUUACGAAGUGCUUGUAAAUGAAGCUAUUAUAAACGUGAGAGAGUCUUGA
This is a messenger RNA of Zophobas morio, 558 nucleotides long. RefSeq lists its product as uncharacterized. Bases 1 to 558 code for a protein of 185 amino acids. Lineage: Eukaryota; Metazoa; Arthropoda; Insecta; Coleoptera; Tenebrionidae. The record is from RefSeq and is a predicted model, not a curated record. The transcript has 3 exons.